Molecule: messenger RNA, 1463 nt
Organism: Schistosoma turkestanicum
Lineage: Eukaryota; Metazoa; Platyhelminthes; Trematoda; Strigeidida; Schistosomatidae
Source: the annotation of a GenBank genome assembly
CAAAUUGGUUUACACUAGCUCGUGGAAAAGGUAUUGGAUAUUGGAUAUUGGAAUUAACUUCCCACAAACUCAAACUCAAGGACACGGCUUGAAUAUUUGCAGUACUGUCCCAGUCGGAGGCGCUUUUACUCAAAUAAAUAACAUCUUUUUGUAUUAGGCUGACUAUAUGAUCUAACGAAAAGAGAUAUACGUUUGCUGUGGCAGUUAGUUUCAGUCACUAAACGACCUUAUCAUGAUUAAUGAUAUAAUUAAUACGAUUCCUCGGUUAGCAUAUGGUCUUCAUAAAGGUCAAAUGGGUAGAAUUGCUAUAGUGGGAGGAUCAAAAGAAUAUACUGGAGCACCCUACUUUUCUGCCAUAAGUGCUUUGCACUGCGGUGCUGAUUUGGUUCAUGUAGUAUGUUCUGCCUCUUCCUCUCCUGUUAUCAAAUCAUAUAGUCCAGAAUUGAUCGUCCACCCUGUGCUAGAUGGAGUUCCAGAAGAAGCAAUCAAAUGUAUGGAUAGAGUUCAUGCAGUUACAUUUGGACCUGGUCUCGGACGAACUGAAAAUGUCGAAAAUACUAUAAAACUCAUAGAUUAUUGCAAAAAAUCUAACAAACCAAUUGUUAUAGAUGCUGAUGCAUUGCAUAUCGUCACUCAAAGUCCAUCGCUCAUUGAAGGUUAUGAUAAAGCUAUCCUUACUCCAAACAUUGUUGAGUUUUCACGACUAUAUUAUUCUGUGUUUACAUUUCAACCAAAUGACACUGAAGAUGCGACAAGAUCUCUUGCUGAGAAACUUGGUGUCACCAUUGUCCGUAAAGGUCCCAUAGAUGUUAUAUCGAAUGGUCAAACAACUGUACAGUGUGUGGAUCAAGGAUCACCUCGCAGAUGCGGUGGACAGGGAGAUAUUCUGUCUGGUACAAUGUCAGUCUUCAACUACUGGUUUCACCAACCGAAGGAUAACAAUCAGAGUCUACUGUCUACAGCUACUAUUGGAGCGGCAUUCGCAGCUUGUUCUCUUACACGAAGAUGUUCACAAUUGGCAUACACUAAGUACGGUCGUUCUAUGAUAACUACGGAUAUGCUACCAGAAAUACAUCAUGCAUUUGAACAGCUCUUCACUGAGUCACCAAAUACAUGAAAUAAAAUUCCUUGCUUUUUGUGUGCUAAACAAAUCCGACUGAGUGGAGUCCACUAGGUAUAUGUUAACUUGGUAUUGUAAUUGACUGAUUGUGUGUAUUUCCGAUUGCGUCCAAAUCUUGGACUUUUAAUCCAAUUUUAUCACAUUUUAAUCAGUUUGUGCAAGACCCAUUUAUGAAAAAGUCUUCUCGACAACUUUCUCAUAAUUGCUGAAGAAGUCUUUUCAUAGGAUGAGUAUGAGACGCUAGGACAUAAAUCGGUAUAUAUAGUUCAACGAAGGGGACUCUCCGGUAGGUUCGUAUCUGAAGUUAUACAACUGCACAUAUAUACUAUUUUUCCGAUUAAAA